Messenger RNA from Synchiropus splendidus (mandarinfish), 5809 nucleotides. It is a transcript of the gene traf4a, whose product is annotated as tnf receptor-associated factor 4a. Gene Ontology annotation, molecular function: zinc ion binding; protein binding. The record is from RefSeq and is a predicted model, not a curated record. Gene Ontology annotation, biological process: activation of NF-kappaB-inducing kinase activity; regulation of apoptotic process; signal transduction. The transcript is spliced from 7 exons. NCBI's taxonomy places the organism in Eukaryota, Metazoa, Chordata, Actinopteri, Syngnathiformes, Callionymidae. Bases 1757 to 3115 code for a protein of 452 amino acids.
CAAACAGCUCAAUGAGUCAGUCCACUAUACUAACUCCCUUGUGUCGUGUCUGGGGAACUCGCUCACAGCUCAUUUUCACAUGUGUCAACACGGCGUAAACUCGCUGAGACGUCUUCCUCCCGCCGAACAGGCAAACUAUUGAUCCUGGGAAGGAAAGUUGCUCAGUCAGGUGGACAUCCAGAUGGCUCUUUCAGCCCAAGUUGUUUUGGGGAUUUAUCUUCGGGCUCAUUCAGGCAGACCAGACACAUGAGUUGUUGUGAUGCCCCUAGAACUACCACACAUUGCUUCUUCUUCAUCAACGCUGUAAAACUUUAUUUUGCUUUUAGCAUGCAUGUAAAUGAGGCAGCAUCUGUUCUGGUUCGAGAAACUUGUUGUCCUUUAUCUCAUUGUUGCUCCUGGCAACAGAAGCAGGUUGAAGCAUUGCUCGUAGAUGAACAAUAGUGCUAGUGAGGCGCCAUUGAAACAAAGGCGGUGAUUUGACGUCAGCCUCUCGGAACAAAGAGCCCGCGUCCACGCGGCAGACGAGUGGACGUCGGCAGGAGGAGCAGUCAUAUGCAGGCACGUAUGGUCCGAGGGCUGGUUUAUUCUCAACCUUAUCUGCACACGUCCCCCUCGCAGACAGAUCCAGGGGGAUAUGAAAACCAAAUCGUGCAGGAGGUGUGAUUAUAGCUGCGGAUAAUAGCAGCGGCGCUUGUGUCUGUGUGGCCCGCCAACUGUCUCUCACUCUCUGAUACACACACACCUAAAAAGCCCUCGUCGUCCCUCCCAGUUUCCAUGGACACAAAAGCACAGGACCUAAAAUUGUCACUGCCAGCGAUGUGUGUUACCUCUCAGACCUGAAUCAGCUUACUGACGACUCGGGGAAAAGGAGCUUUCUGUUGGAUGCUCGUGCAUCUGAGCUGGAAGCGGCACUUUCAUUAUAUAACAAAGAUCCAUUUGGAUUUAUGCUGACAUGAUCAUGACAGCAGUGUUCAAUAUUUCAAACCAGGAUCAGCGCAGCUACGUCAGAGAAACCCCUGACAGUGACGGAUGUAAACAAACACACGAGCAGAGGUCGGUUUAAGUCAUUCCAACAGUGAGAACUUGGCGAGCUUUCAUCCCACAUGGUCUGAACUGAGGAAGCAACGACGUGAUUUUAUGUGUGUCAGUGUUCAUAAUCGCGCUUGACAUCUCUUUGGCACGUGGUCUGCUGCUCAUGGAUGUUAAUUUCCAAAGACGUGCACAUGGGAAGUGUCAUGAGGCGGAAGAUGUGAAUGACGUUCAAGACUUGGACGUGUUGGAUGCGUGGAUUUGGGGCCAAACCUCAAGAGUCUUCGUUUGAAUCUCCAGCUCUGGCAUUUUUCAUAAUCAUAUUCCCCAAAAGGUCAUUGUACUGGGAGCUGGAUUGGGAGAGUCAUCUUAGCUACGGAGCGUCGUGGCAACAAGGCCCUACAUCUAAAAAACCAUUUUGCCUUCAACAGACAAGCUACUUAUGACACGCAGUUCAUCUACACGUUUGGUGAUCUGAUGCUCUGUUGGAGGACAUUUUUAUCGAAGUGAUACUAUUGUGAGUACUAUUUAAUGAUAAAAAAAGGCAAGAAGUGGCAACUACUGUGACUGAAAAAUGAGUGUGAAAAAAGGCCAGUAAAAAUCAGAAUGUUUUUUUUAAAUACAUGAGACUAAAUGUUGCUGAUUAGAAAUAUAUAAUUUUUUUCAAGAUUUUUUUUUACUUUAUAAUCCUGCCUUUGUUGACACGGUGCCAAUAGCAGCUGUCAACAUGACGUCCCCGAGCUGGCCUUCAUCUAGUUUAAAGUUAACUCACAAGCAAGACAAAAAAGAUUCUGCUUUGACUUUGCAGGCUUUAAGUGAGGGAGUGUUCAAGUGUCCAGAGGACCAGCUGCCACUGGACUACGCCAAGAUCUACCCAGACCCUGAACUGGAGCAGCAGAUCUUGGCGCUGCCCAUCCGGUGCAUCCACAGUGAAGAGGGCUGCCGCUGGACUGGACAGAUGAAGCAGCUGCAGGGACACUUUUCCACCUGCGCCUUCAACGUGAUCCCCUGCCCCAACCGCUGCUCCGUCAAGCUGACGCGUCGCGACCUGCCCGACCAUCUGCAGCACGAUUGCCCCAAGCGCAAGGUCAAGUGCGAGUUUUGCGGCAGCGAGUUCACAGGCGAAGCAUACGAGAACCACCAGGGCGUUUGCCCCCAAGAGAGCGUGUACUGCGAGAACAAAUGUGGGGCGAGGAUGAUGCGGCGCCUCCUGUCCCAACACAGCAUGGCCGAGUGUCCCAAACGCACACAACCCUGCAAGUACUGCGGCAAGGAGUUUGUCUUCGACACCAUCCAGAACCACCAGUACCACUGCCCCCGGUUCCCAGUCCAGUGCCCAAACCAGUGCGGCACACCGAACAUCGCCAGGGAAGAUCUGGCCAAUCACGUGAAAGACAACUGUGGCAGCGCGCUUGUUCUGUGCCCUUUCAAAGACGCCGGCUGCAAACACCGGUGUCCCAAACUGGCCAUCGGUCGUCACCUGGAGGACACCACCAAGUCUCACCUGACCAUGAUGUGCAACCUGGUGGGACGCCAGCGGCAGGAGAUCCUGGAGCUGCGGCGGGAGAUGGAAGAGCUGUCGGUCAGCCACGAUGGCGUCCUCAUCUGGAAACUCAACGACUACUCGCGCAAGCUUCAGGAAGCCAAACUGAGAAGCAACCACGAGUUCUUCAGCCCGCCGUUCUACACGCACCGCUACGGCUACAAGCUGCAGGUGUCGGCCUUUCUCAACGGCAACGGCAGCGGCGAGGGGUCGCACCUCUCCGUUUACAUCCGAGUGCUGCCUGGGGAGUACGACAACCUGUUGGAGUGGCCCUUCUCCUACAAGGUGACUUUCUCCAUCCUGGACCAGAGCGACCCCUCGCUUUCUAAACCGCAGCACAUCACCGAGACCUUCAAUCCGGAUCCCAACUGGAAGAACUUCCAAAAGCCCAGCAGCAGCCGCAACUCGCUGGACGAGAGCACCCUCGGCUUCGGCUACCCAAAGUUCAUCUCGCACGAGGAGAUCAAGAAGCGGAACUACAUCCGAGACAACUGCAUCUUCAUCAAGGCUUCCAUAGAGAUUCCCCAGAAGAUCAUGGCUUAGGACCCUUCUUUUUCUCAACAUGGCGAGGAAGUGACACUUGAACAUUACUCUCCCUUUACAUACCCUGCAGCCUCUCCACCACCGAGUUGGACGCGAGUCUGUUUGGCUGUGUGAGCUGACAAGGUCGAUGUAUCAGAGGAGGAAGUGUUUGGUCUGCAAAACCAUCACUCUGUGUUUUUCUUAUUGUUUCUUUUUUUAAUCGGAUGUUUAUCACAGUCUACGACAAAUAAGCCUUGGAAAUCAAACAGUGCCUAGAGAGUUUAUCUUAAGUUAUAUUUUGUUGUAUUUGACACAGUACAGUCGUGAAAGGUUGGAUAGGAAUAAGGGCGACGGGCUUCGCGGAGCCUCUGCACUUGGACCGGAGUGAAAGUUUUGAUCUGCAGAAGAGGGAGUCCAGCUUGACCUGACUGCCUUUUGUUGAAUGUGCUCACGCAUUCAAAUCCCAUCGUUCCCUCGACGGUAUCAGCAAACGAAACCUUUUUGUGAGAGUCUUCCUGUGUGUACAGCAGCGAACGCAACACUCCGAUCUUCACUCGUUCCAACUAUGUGAUGAAAAGUUUUAACCUGUAUUAGGGUCACACCUCAUGAACCCCCACCCUCUUUAAUGUUUCAUCUUAAUUUAUAAUGUUUAAUGGCAAAACAAUCGCCAAUAAAAUCUCAAAAGAAACGCACACGCAAUGUAUUGGCAUGUGAACUCAUCUGGGACUUCACCUGCACAGAAGGUAAUUGACCUAUCAGCUUUUUAUUCCCAAAUCCUUUAACGUUGGGAGUUCAAUUCUCUUCCUGUAAAUCCACUCCGAGCUUGUUAAACUUGCCUGAUGCCUGUACAAAAGGAAGUCUUGUUUUGCUAAAAACAUCGACGCAUCACAACAGUUUUCUAAAGUAGUUAACAUAUCUCAUCAAAAUUUUUAAAAAGCAUUUACUACAGAUUAUUUUUCAGUUAUUUUUGAUCAUCGUAUAUGCUAAUAAUGCUCAUAUAGAUAAAGUUGUUUAUUACAUAUAUGUUUAUCAAGACGCUGCUCCUCUUCCGUCGCUAGUUAGCUUGUUAGCAUUUACGUUUGCCUGCUCACCAAAAACAAAUCGUUCCCAAGAACUAGCUUGAACGCUAACAACGCUCAACGCUGAAGAUAAGGAGUUAAAUUAGCUGUUAAGCUAACUCAACUGCUUCUGACUCUCAGACAUAAAAUAGAAAACUGCAAUAAAGAGGUGAUUAAAAAUGAAAUCUACUCUGAUUUUGGUUCAUUAAUGAAGUCGACGAUGAUUAUUUAGCAGUUUUAUCGAGGACUUUUUUUGUUCUAUUACGCUACCUUGAAUGCUAACAGUGCAUAAGCAGUAUGUUUGAAAUGAGGAAUCUAAUUUCCAUGACUCAAAAAAAUCACAAAAGCUAGCUUUUUCCUUCUGUUAUUGCAGCUCAUUCACCAGUUAUACGUAUGAAUAAAUAUAUCCAUGAAAGCUAACAUGCUAAAUUAGCAGCUGCACUAACUCCUCUUUUCUGCUGUCCACUGGAUUCUAUUCCAAAGUCAUCUAGUCUUGGUGUACAGAUGCAGCCUCAGAAACAGUAAAUGUAUUGAAAUAAUGACAUGUAAAGUGUUGUUUGUGGAGGGUCACUGUUGCAUUAUCUGUUCAGUUCGGUUUCGUAUUAGGACUAGCUGAAUCAUCAAAACCAAAAACGAUCAAAUGUGUGGCCCUAAUACGUUGAAAUCUGAGGCGUGUUGAGGUGUAGCUUUUAGGGGGAUUACAGCGUCAUCCGCAAACACUCUCGGCCUGGUGAGGCCUUCAGAGCAGAACAAAAAGCACCUUGUCUUAGAGGUCCAAUGAGCAAAAAGGCCAGUCAGACUCGUCGGAGCAAACGUGCAUUUAAUAGUGAAGGAAAAGCCAUGUGGCCUUUUUAUACAGUCUGUCCUUGCAUGAGGGUGUGGCGGUUUCGGAGGCAGGUCAACAAACACUUGCAUGCUUCAUGUGAUACCACGUGGACCACACUUUGUACUGUAACCUGUUUUCUUGAAUUCCUCUCCCAUUUUCGGGCAACUUUUGACAACUGACAAAAUGUCAAGAGAGAGUGCUUUUAUAAUUUUGUUUUUGUAUUGAGAAAAUGUGAACGUCACCUACAAAGACUAUGUUUUGGAUCAUCACUCGGCUGUGAAGAGUUUUGUUUUACAAAGCCGGAGACUUUCGGGACUGUCGGCACCUUUUGCUGUUACCAUGGUCACCGCUGUCAAUCAUCGGCUUCGAUAUCGGAGAGGACGAAAACUGUUCCAACAGUGGACUCAUAUGUGAAUACUAAUGUACAAACCACAGAAGCACAUUCUCUCUUUUCUUACUCUUCAUGCUCCUGAUUUGUCGUCAUAAUGCCAGCUGAUAUUUUACAGUGAUUCAAAGAACUGAAGCAGAUUUUUGUAAGACUCUGUAUUUUUCAACAACAACAACAAAAAAAAAUCUUGGCUGUUUUGUAUACAAACACUUUUCUGUUGGAGAGUCGGGGUUAGACUUUUGGGGGAAUUUAAGACCCUUUGACAUUUGGAUAAUAUGUUUGUCCGUGUGGUUUGAGCCUCACAUACUCUGUAUUAUUUCCUCUUUAUAGUAUUUAAUUUAAGGAGCUGUCGUGGGUUUUGCACUGAUGGCACAAAUGUUUUAAUAUGUUGCUUGAUGAGUGCUUGUCAAUUUCUUAACUGAAAUAAAGUACCAUAUAUUAUA